CGGAUUGUACCGUAUAGGUACGAAAUUUAUCCUAUACACACGUGUUGCUUCCUUUUCCGGUCGCCAUUUUCAAGCGAGAGCCAGGUCGAAUCAUUUAUCCAAUACCAUGCAGAACGAAACUGGUGAAUUUGUGGACAUGUACGUCCCAAGAAAAUGCUCUGCAAGCAACAGAAUCAUUGCAGCUAAGGACCAUGCCUCUAUCCAGGUCAACUUUGCCGAUGUUGAUGAGACAACUGGUAGAAUGACCGGUACAUACAAGACAUACGCUAUAUGUGGAGCCAUCAGAAGAAUGGGAGAGUCUGAUGACUGCCUUAUCAGAUUAGCUAAAAGGGAUGGAAUUAUAGCAAAGAACUUCUAAACAUGAAGAAUGGCUGUUCUUAUGCUUUGUACAGAAGAAAAAAAAUAAACUGAAAAAAAACC
This is a messenger RNA of Mercenaria mercenaria, 420 nucleotides long. Its product is annotated as 40S ribosomal protein S21-like. Gene Ontology annotation, cellular component: cytosolic small ribosomal subunit; ribosome. The record is from RefSeq and is a predicted model, not a curated record. Gene Ontology annotation, biological process: endonucleolytic cleavage to generate mature 3'-end of SSU-rRNA from (SSU-rRNA, 5.8S rRNA, LSU-rRNA); translation; endonucleolytic cleavage in ITS1 to separate SSU-rRNA from 5.8S rRNA and LSU-rRNA from tricistronic rRNA transcript (SSU-rRNA, 5.8S rRNA, LSU-rRNA). Bases 107 to 358 code for a protein of 83 amino acids. The transcript is spliced from 6 exons. Lineage: Eukaryota; Metazoa; Mollusca; Bivalvia; Venerida; Veneridae. Gene Ontology annotation, molecular function: structural constituent of ribosome.